Molecule: messenger RNA, 2897 nt
Organism: Pantherophis guttatus
Lineage: Eukaryota; Metazoa; Chordata; Lepidosauria; Squamata; Colubridae
Gene: C1S
Product: complement C1s
Biological process (GO): proteolysis; complement activation
Cellular component (GO): extracellular region
Molecular function (GO): serine-type endopeptidase activity; calcium ion binding
Source: RefSeq, a predicted model, not a curated record
GGCUAUGAGAAAUGAAAGAUAAAAUUUUUCAACAGCAGAGGGAGACAGAGUUCCUUAACGAAGUUCCAUUGUUUCCAAAUAGAAAUGUUGUUCAGUGCUGGUAGUGGAGAGAGGCAGAAGAGGCAAACAGAAAGAGAGAUCCAGCUGCAGAGACAAGGAGUUAAAGGCACAUUUCAGGGGAGGAAACAUCCCACUGAGCAGGGUGCUGGGUUCUCCUAAAUCUCAUGAACCCGUGGCUUUCUGGAAGGAAUAAGGAUGGUUCUCUUACAGAUAUGGAGCUUCAUUUCCUUCCUCUUCCUGUCCUAUACUGAGGCAACAUCUAUGUAUGGAGAAAUUCUCUCUCCAAAUUAUCCUCAAGCAUAUCCCAAUGAUGCUCUGGAGUCCUGGAAAAUAGAAGUUCCUCCUGGUUAUGGCAUUCAUCUUUACUUCACCCACCUGGAUAUAGAGCCAUCUCAAAACUGUGAAUAUGACUCUGUGAAGGUCCUGUCUGGUGAACAGGUGGAAGGUCAGUUCUGUGGGCAAAAAACGAGGCGCGCACGGGGCUCUCCUAUCCUGGAAGAACUCCAUGUGCCCUAUAAUAGUAUAACUAUCCUAUUUCAGUCUGACUUUUCCAAUGAAGAGAGAUACACUGGAUUUGCUGCCUAUUACACUGCAAUUGAUGUGAAUGAGUGCACAGAUUUUGUGGAAGAGGCCUGUAGCCAUUACUGCAAUAACUAUAUUGGUGGCUACUAUUGCUCUUGUCCUCCUGAAUAUUUCUUGCAUGAAGAUAAGAAGACAUGUGGAGUGAACUGCAGUGGGAAUGUAUUUACUGAGCUAUCUGGGGAGAUUACCAGCCCGAACUAUCCCAGGCCAUACCCGGAGAACUCUCACUGUGAUUACCGUGUCAUCCUGGAACCAGGAUACCAGGUGAUCCUGAGCAUUGGGAACAACGACUUUGAAGUUGAGCCAAGUGACGCAGAAGGAACUUGCCCAGAUGUUUUCAGACUUUCAGCAGGGGAUCAGAAGUUUGGUCCUUACUGUGGCAGUACAUUUCCUGGGCCUCCUAAAAUCAACACUAAGAGCAACAUUGUGGACAUUUUUUUCCAAACGGAUCAAGUUGUACAAAUGAAAGGCUGGAAAAUCCGCUACUUUGGGGACCCAAUGCCCUGCCCACAGACUGUUAUUUCAAGAUCUGUUCAGCAUCCCCUAAGAGACUCUUACGUCUUUAAGGAUUCUGUGAGGGUGACUUGCAUAGAAGGCCAUGAGAUUGUAAUGCCACAAGGCAGUACAACAUCCUUCUACUCUAGCUGUCAAAGCAAUGGCAAAUGGAGCAACUCAGAUUACAGUUGUGUUCCUGUAGACUGUGGUGUGCCUGAUCCCAUUAAACAUGGAGAUAUUGUUUACCUGUCAGGAUUGGAGGAGACACAGUAUCAAACCACUAUCCGUUACGAAUGCCACAAACCUUAUUAUACCAUAAAGGGCAAAGAAACAUAUCAGUGUUCAGCCAGUGGAAUAUGGGUGGAUGAAGAAGGGAAAACAGGGCUUCCAGUUUGUGACCCAGUUUGUGGAAUUCCCAGUAGAAGUAUUGAAGAAAUAGGGAGGAUUUAUGGAGGCACAGUUGCUAACGAAGGAAAUUUCCCUUGGCAAAUCUACUUUGAUGAGCCACGAGCUGGUGGAGCCCUCAUUUCAGAACAAUGGAUACUUACUGCAGCUCAUGUGCUGGAUGAUGCUCCAUACCCAGUUCUCUAUGCUGGGAUGUUCAGUGUAAAUCAAAGGGCCAAGAGUGAUACUGAGCCACUGAAGAUAGCGGACACGUUCAUUCAUCCUAAAUGGGCCACAAGUCGAUCAGGGACCAGGACAAACUUUAAUCAUGACAUUGCUCUGUUAAGAUUGAAAGAACCUUUGACAAUGGGCCCCACUAUUUCACCAAUUUGCCUACCUGACACAUCCUCAGAAUAUGAUCCACAGAUAGGGACCUUGGGCUACAUAUCUGGCUGGGGCAAGACCGAUGCGACGCGAUCAAAUCCUAGAUUAUCAAUGAGACUCAGGGCAGCUUGGAUUCCCGUGGUGGACAUGGAUACAUGCAGAAAUGUGAAACGAAACACAGGUUAUGUCUUCACAGAAAAUAUGAUUUGUGCUGGGGAUGGCCGGCAGGACAGCUGUCAGGGAGACAGUGGUGGGGCAUAUGCUAUCAAAGAUCCCCAAAACGAGACACACUAUUAUGUUGCUGGACUGGUUUCGUGGGGGCCAGAAUGUGGCACUUAUGGUCUUUACACUAAAGUGGCAAAUUACGUAGAUUGGAUCAGAAAAGUCAUGAAGGAGUAUAAAGAACCUGAAGAGUAGAUGUUUCCUUCCCUUAUGUAUUAUCUUGUCUACCAGGCACCUACUGACUCCCAAGUGGUUUUGUCCCAUCCAUAAAUCUAACUUACAAAAAAGGAAAUUUGCAGCUAAGAUCCAUAUUAUUGCAAGUCGCUUUACAUUGCCUUUCUCCUCUUUCUUCAGGAUAAGUGAAGUAGUAGCAGACAUAUUACGUUUUUCUAGUUUUGAAAUGCUUUGUCUUCUCUUUCUUUAAUUAGGCUUCAUUUAUUUUCUUUUUUGGGAAGCUGCUAUAGACCAAAUUAUUUUAAUUCAAGCAAGAAUAUUGCAUUUUUAGUCUCCCUGGAUUUUGACCAUUGGAAAACGAAUAGCCAGCUACAUCAUAGAACUGGAGAACAUAGCCUCUGUGGGCAGCAGAAAAUUCUAGAACAUAAUUUACCCAAAGGUUCUUUUUCAUUGAAAUGAAUGGCUGCCAGCCUUCAUCUUUGUAUUGCUUGUGACUACGGUAGCUUUUGCAAGAGAAGAGUCUCAUGGAUUCUGCUCAAAGGAGCUCGUUGUGUCCUUCUUGCAUAAAAACCAAUAUACACUCAUGAAGACAAGAA